This is a messenger RNA of Epinephelus lanceolatus (giant grouper), 7239 nucleotides long. It is a transcript of the gene zfc3h1, whose product is annotated as zinc finger C3H1-type containing. NCBI's taxonomy places the organism in Eukaryota, Metazoa, Chordata, Actinopteri, Perciformes, Serranidae. Gene Ontology annotation, molecular function: protein binding. Gene Ontology annotation, cellular component: exosome (RNase complex); nucleus. Gene Ontology annotation, biological process: RNA processing. The record is from RefSeq and is a predicted model, not a curated record.
GAGCAGCAGAGAAGAAGCUAGCUGUUAGCUAACCGUCAGAACGGACCGACUGUGUGUCCGGUGAAACAUGAAUCUAACGGUUUCAGCCCGGUGAGUUUACAGCCGGCAGCUCGCUGGUCACAUUGGACAUUAUUAAAAGAUGGAUCUAAACACGAGGAGCGGUUCUCCCAGAGAGGAGGGCGAGCUGGAGGACGGAGAGAUCUGCGAUGAUGAAACCGAGGAAAGUGUGCCACUCCGGCGGGGGGAUGGUAGCAGGCCCGGCCGCGGCGCUCCUCCACGGACACGAAAACCUCGCCAACACCCGCACGACAUGCCGCCACACCUGGGUCACCAGCCGCCAGACUUUCGCCUCAUGAUGCCGUACAACCGCGGACCUCACGGACACGGCCCGUUCCCCCCGAGCCACCGGCAGCAGUGCGGGCCGAGCGGGCCCGACCGGCCUCCGGCUCCGUCCACUCCGCCGCCUCCUCCGCUGCUGCUGCCCCCGGGGCUCGGUCCUCACGGCGAGCCGAGCCCGAGGACCAGCUUCUGGGAACGGAGCCACGGCGCCCUGGGCCGGUUCAGGCACCGAGCCAUGCCGAACGGUGGACGCGGGGGCUGGAACCGUGGCAACCGGGGCGGUGGUAACACCAGAGGUCCCCCCGGUCGUUACGGGCCCGGAGAGAGCCACGGUAACAAGAAAGACUCUCCCAUGAGAAAACAGAAGCAGCAGGGGAGGAACCAGGGAAGGAAAGCUGCUCACAGUGUUUCCAAACCAGAGAACAGUGUUGACGAGUCCUUCGAGGACUUACUCUCCAAGUAUAAGCAGAUCCAGCUGGAGCUGGAGUGCAUCCGCAAAGAGGAGACGAUGGCUCUGGAGCCCAAAGUGUCCCCCGCCAGAGACCAGACCCCAGACCACACUGCCAGUAUCACAGAGACCAAACCAGUACCUGAAACAGUAUCUGAACCAGUACCUGAUCCAGCUCAGGCUGCAGCAGCAGCAGCAGCAGCAGCAGUAGCAGCAGCAGAGGAAGCAUCAGAGAAGAAAGUGUUCCAGGCGUUCAACAUUAAACCACUCCGUCAGAAACUCCCUCCUCCUGUCAGUCUGCAGGAGCUGAAGAAGAAGUGGGUGGAGCAGGAGGGAGGAAGCCACGCUGAGGAUGAGGGUGGUGAAGAAGGAGAAGAAAGAAUGACACAAGAUGGAGCAGAAACGGAACAAAAAGCUGAAGAAGAGUCAGAGGGCACGAAGAAAAAGACGGAGACGUCUGAGUGCAGUGGAGAGGAAAUGCUUAAAAACGAUAAGGAGGAAACUAAGCUGACGUGUUCGAGUCGGAGAUCAUCAACCUCCAGCGAGGACUCUGUUGUCAUGAUAGACAAGGAGCAGCCAGUGGUGCGAGUGGAGGAGGAGGAGCUGUCAGAGCUGCAGCUGCGCCUCCUCGCUCUGCAGUCGGCCAGUAAGAAGUGGCAGCAGAAGGAGCAGCAGGUGAUGAAGAAGAGCAAAGACCGGAUCACAAAAGCGGUUCAGGAGAAGAGCUCCAGCUCUGGAGCUGCUGCUCCUCUGAGCAGGCAGAGAGUCACCACCAGGUCUGCCUCCACUGCUGCAGCUGCUGCUGCUGCCGCCGCUGCUACUGCAGACAGGAGCAGAACCAGGUCCAAACCUCUGGAAAGGGAGCGGGACAGAACUAAGAGUGGGUCCAGAGCUGCAGACAGAGACAGAGAGCGGCCUCAGGAGAGAGACAGGCCCAAAGCCAGUCCUAAACCUGGACCCAAAGCUCCGCCGGAGAGAGGGCGAGCUCCAGGGAAACCUCACGCAGCCAAGAAGAUGAUCAGCCCAGGCUCAGCGGCGAAGCAAGCGUUCAGGAAACAACAGCUGAGGACGUGGAAGCUGCAGCAGCAAAGAGAGCAGGAGGAGAAACGUCGACAGGAAGAGGAGGAGCGACGAAAACGAGAAGACGAGAUCCGACGAAUCCGGGAUCUGUCCAAUCAGGACGAGCAGUACAACCGCUUCAUGAAGCUGGUGGGAGGGAAGACGAGGACGCGCAGCCAGGUGAGACGGCACAAACUGUCCAGAGAUGGAGAACACAGGAAAAGUGCAGGUAAACAGGGACUGGAUGCCUCUGGGAACCUCUACCAAUACGACAACUACGAUGAGGUUGCCAUGGACACGGACAGUGAGACGGGAUCACCAGUCUCGUCUCCGACACACAACAACCCGCUGAUUGCAGACGAUGCAGUGUGUUUCCCUCCCAUGUCUCUGUACGUCGGCGACGCUCUUCAGUUUGGACCGGAUUUCUCUCAGCCGUUCCUCUCCCCCAUAUUGUCCGGUGUUCCUCCUCCACCUCCACCUCUCCCCCCUCCACCAGACGAGCCAGAGCCUCCUCCCAAACCUCCCUUUGCUGAUGAGGAAGAGGAGGAGGAGAUGCUACUCAGAGAGACCUGUCUGAUGUCGAUGGCCAACAAGAGAGUGACAGCCACAGAGGAGAAGACCUCCAGCGGUCCUCCGUCUCCCAGCUGUCCGCUGGCUGCAGGCAUGCAGCAGCCAAUCAGAGGCAACCUGAGCACUGUCAGUCUGAACACCGUCACUCAGUCAAGAAGCAACAAGUUCAGUAGAGGACAUCACGCUGCCAGAGCUCCGCUGAUGCUGCCUCGACACAAGUCAGUGGUGGUUUCUCUCAAAGACUCUGAUGACAGUGACUCAGACAUGGAUGCCUGCAGCUCCUCUCAGUCAGCGUUUGGAGGACUGGAGUUCAUGAUCAAGGAGGCCCGGAGAACAGUGGAGGCAGCGAAGCCUAAAGCAGCGUCGGGCUCUGAGAAGGAGAACAACCCACUCAGAACUCCAGAGGCUUUACCUGAAGCUAAGAGAGCAGAGUACCGCCUGCUCAAAGAGGAAAUCGCCAGCCGGGAGAAGCAGAAGAUGCUGAAGGAUCACAGUCCGAGUCCUCGUGGCUCCGGCUCUCCUGCUGUCUCUGAAUCUGUGCUGGAUCCAUCAGUGAAGUCCUCCACAGAGCUGAAAGUGUCUGAAGCAGAGCAGAAACUCAGCAAACACAGGGAGCUGCUGCAGCGAGACGAGGCCAUCCUCAGACAGCUGCUCCACCAGGAGCUUAAGAAGAGAGAGUCUCUGAAGGCUGCUGAGACCAAAGUGUCCAAACUGAGAGAGCAGCUGCAGGCGUCAGAGAAGAUCGUCAGUGCCAACAAGACGCUGCUGAAGAAGCUGCAGGAGCAGGUGCAUCGUGUUGAACAUCGGGUGUCCAUAAAGAAGUCUGUGGCUGCACGGUUGGAGAAGGAGCUGACUGAGGCUCAGCUGGCUGCAGGCAGAGGACCAAAACGCAGAACAGAUUCCAGCCAGACUCUGCCCAAUAAGCUGCAGCGUCUGGACGGAGCUCCUCGUGGAUCGGAACGCCACUUUGCGGAGCUGAUCGCUCAGAAGCAGCGGUUGCAGCAGCUGGAGUCAGAGUACGCCCUGAAGAUCCAGAAGCUGAAGGAGGCUCAGGCUCUACACAACAAAGGGUUGACAUUAGAGCUGCCUGUGGAGCCACUGCUACGAGCCUCCACCCCUCCUGAGCGUCAGACCCAGAUCCCACCUCCCUCCUCCCCCUUCUCUCUGCCCCAGCCCUCCCUGCACGACCUCACCCAGGACAAACUCACCCUGGACAGCGAAGACGUCACAGAGGCCGAUGAUCAUGAGUCAGAAUCGGCACCUACUGCAAGAGGAAGCCGCCGAAACUCCCUCCGUCAGUCCAGCUGCUCCUUCACCAAACCCCACCUGGAGCAGCUGAGCUCCCCUCCAGCGAAAGAAACCAGCUCCAAACCUGCCAAAACCUCUGCCCAGACCUCCGCCAAGAUGUCAGCCAGCUGCACGCUGCCUGCAGAGGUGUUUGCAGGGCAGGACAUGGAGGCUCUGAAGCUGAGGUACCAGCAGCAGCCCCGACUGGGAGAGCUGUUGCAGAGGGAGCUGCAGAGAGUGGGUGGACAUGUCCACAACCCUGCCAAUAAAAAGGUGGUCGCCAUGGAGGUCGACACAGUAACGAACCAAUCAGGGAGCUCUGAGCUGAAGCCUGUUCCCUUUGGGUCAUAUCACAGCCCUCUGUUGGUCUUCAGGUCAUACAGGUUCAGUCCGUAUUACAGGACCAAGGAGAAGUUGUCUCUGAGCUCCGUCACAUAUAGCAACACCAUCGAACCAAAAAAGUGUUUCUGUCGCUUUGAUCUCACAGGAACCUGCAACGACGACGACUGCAGAUGGCAGCACAUGAGGAACUGCACUUUGACUGGAAACCAACUUUUCCAGGACAUCCUGUCAUACAAUCUGUCUCUGAUCGGCUGUUCUGAGACCAGCUCAGACGAGGACAUCAGUGUCGCCACAGAAAAGUACAUGAAGAAGCUGUUUGGCACGAACAAAGACCGCAUGGGGGUCGACCAGAAGGCCGUCCUCCUCGUCAGCAAGGUCAACGAAAGCAAACGACACGUCCCUCCAUUCACCACCUGUAAAGACACGAGGACGUGGAGGCCGAAGCCGUCUGCGCAGAGCAGUUUCAGGCCAGAGGAUGACAGCGAGGACGAGUCUGCAGGAGGAGAGAUGACGCCGCCAGGGAGACUUGAUGGCGUCUCCAGGACCAACAUGUCUGCUCUGGACGUUUGCGUCACAUCAGAGGACAAACGUUAUUUUGUCAGUGAGACGGACGACAUAUCAAACCUGGAGAGCAGUGUCCUGGAGAGUCCCUGUGACACUCAGCUGUGGAUCAAAUUAGCCUUCAAAUACCUCAGUCAGAAUGAAACGUCUGCAGCAGAGUGUUUAGAAGCCGCCCUGAACACGUUGUCUCGCUCUCUGGAGACUAACUGUGAUGACCCGGAGGUGUGGAGCCACUAUCUGUCGCUGUUCUCCAGGCGGGGCAGCAGGGAGGAGGUGCAGGAGAUGUGUGAGAUGGCUGUGGAGCACGCGCCCCACUACCUAGUGUGGUGGAAAUAUUUAAACCUGGAGAGCUCGUUCGAGGGGAAGGACUACGUAUGUGAUCGUCUGCUGCAGUUCCUCCUCUCUGAAGCUUCUUCUGGUGUCACAGACAAGCUGUCCUUCCAGCUGAUGGAGGCUCUGCUUUACAGAGUCAACCUCAACCUGUUUACAGGCCGCAUGGAGAGCGCCCUAGCUAUUCUCCAGAAUGCGUUGAAGUCGGCCCACGAAAGGAGCAUCGCUGAGCACCUGACGGCCAGCGACCGGGCACUGCUCUGGCUCUCCUACAUCCACCUGACAGAGUUCGACCGGCUGCCGUUGAGCCUGUUCGACCCGGCAGAGUCCGGCCCCUCCAGACUGGUCAGCAGAGAGUCCUUCCUGCUGCCCUGGAGGACGCCACAGGACAUCAGCACGCCGCUCCACAUCCUCAUCGCUCUCUUCCAAGACGCCAUCCAUCAGUGCAGCGAUGAGUCUCUGUCUCAGAGUGAGAGGAUGCUGGCCUGCCUUCCUCUCCACACCAACCUCAUCUUCCUCAACAAGCUGCUGGACAGGUUGGACGAGGGCGUGGCUCUGUGCGAGUCUCUGCUGGAGUCUUGUCCCGAGUCGUGCGCUAUGAGAGACGCUCUGGCUGAGCUCCACAUCAGGAGGGGAGAUGAAAAUCAGGCGGUCAACAUGUGGCUGCAGGCUCUGGCAGAGUGUCCCAACAACGCGGAGGUCUUCUACCAUUCCUGCAAGUUCCUCAUGGCUCAGGAGAAGUCAAGUGCCAUCGCUCCUCUGUUUCGAGUGUUCAUCCUGUCGCUGUGUGAGGACCAGCAGAGUCAGAGGAAACCCGUGGACGUUCUGAGACAUAUCCUUGGUUUCCCCACUGAGGGGCUGCUGAGAGGUCCCGUCAUCAGGGAGCUUCAGGAGCAGCUCAGUGAACAGAUGCCAUACCUCCACCUCAUCCACUGUCGCUGGCAGUGGCUGCACGGCUCUGUGGAUGACACGGUGGACGCCUUCGAGAGAGCGCUGGGCUCAGCCAUGAAACUGGAGGAGCUUCACAAACUCUGGAUGGAUUACCUGGUGUUCAGCAGUCAGCAGGUCCAAGGUCCGUCCAACAGUCAGUCCAAACUGUUCUCAGAUCUGGUCUACCGCUGUCUCAGCACCGUCCCAUCUCGACUGGAGGUUCCCUUCAACCCGGCAGAGUUCUGGAGCUGCUACAGCUUCCACAACAAGGUGGUGAUGCUCUACCUGAGCUGUCUGCCGCAGUCCCAGCAUGCACUUGUUCUGGAGAGAUUAAGAUAUGCCAUGCCCAACAACACUGAACUGGGCCUGAGGUUGCUGUAUCAGGAGUGGCAGGACGGGAACAUUGAACACCUGAAGUUCCAGGUCAGGAUGCUGAGCAGUCUUGCUCCCAAGUGUUUGACCUACUGGAACAUAGCGAUAUCAGUGGAGAGGGAGCUGAAGGAGCCAUCUGAGGUUCGACUUCUGUAUCAGCAGGCUCUCCAAACCCUUCCACUGUGUGCUGCCCUCUGGAAACAUCGCCUACUGUUUGAAGCGGCCGAAGGACGGAGCUCAGACAGACUGAGGACGCUGGUGGACAGGUGUCAGCAGGUGGGAGUGAGUCUCAGUGAGCCGCUCAGUGUAGAGACGUGUGCAGAGCACACUGAACAUCAGUGACUCAAACUCAAACACAAUAAAUAAACACAGUGAUGUAGAUGAUAAAGUGAGAGCAGACAGAUCAGACGAGGUAAGACAGACGCCCCGUCCCCGUCCCCCCCCCCCCCACACACACACCUCCUCGGGGACACCAUGUCUGGAGCUGCUUAUAUGACAUCAUGGACGUAAGUAUCGACCUGCUGCUGAGUGACAUUCUCUUUGAUUCAUGUCCUCCCUGUUUUGUUUCUGUCACUUUUCAUUUGGAUUCAUUUCCUCCCUUUUGAUUUGGUUUUACCUGAGGGUGGGGUGGGGAGGUGGGGGAGGGGACAUCUCACUGUGGUGUUUGACCCCCUGUGUGUGUUUUUAAAGGAAGUUUUCCCUCCUGUAGUGAUGCUGCAACAUCUGCACGUUGUCUUUUCUUUGUCUCCUGAGGAAACACAAGACUUUUCUUUUGUUAACGCGAUCAAACUGAAUCUUUUCCAUUUGGCUUCGUCCGUCUGAGAGACAUUCUGAGCCCCAGAGACUGAUCCGCUGCAGGACUCUGCCGCACCACCAUGUUUUCUUUUUGUCAGACUUCUACCACAUGAUAAUGAUUCAAGAGUAUUAGAGAGGAGAGGAGUCCUUCCACUGUUGUUUUUUAUAUGUUGCAUUCAAAUGUUAUUAAAUUAUUUUCUAAAGAU